Rhizophagus irregularis DAOM 181602=DAOM 197198 is the source of this 679-nucleotide messenger RNA. The record is from RefSeq and is a predicted model, not a curated record. Lineage: Eukaryota; Fungi; Glomeromycota; Glomeromycetes; Glomerales; Glomeraceae.
UUUCCCAAGAUCCAAAUAAUUUAAAUUAUAUGAUAAUAAUGAGUUAUGCAAAAAAAGGAAGUUUGAAAAAAUGUUUAUCUAAUAUAGUUAAAUUUAAAUGGCAAACUAAAUUGCAAUUAUUAAAAAAAAUUAUUUUAGGACUUAAAGUAAUACAUGAAUCAGAACUUAUUCAUUGUGAUUUUCAUGAUGGUAAUAUCUUAAUAUCAGAUGAUUAUAAUGAAAUAUAUAUUAUUGAUUUAGGAUUAUGCAAACCUAUACAAAAUUCUGAUGAUAAAAUUGAUGAAGUUUAUGGAGUUUUACCCUACAUGGCGCCUGAAAUAUUAAGAAAAGAACCCUAUAUUCCAGCAAGUGAUAUUUAUAGCUUUUCAAUGAUAAUGUGGGAAUUUACAUCAGGUAUUCCUCCAUUUAAUAAUAAAGCACAUGAUGUUGAACUUAUUUUAAGUAUUUGUGAAGGAGAUCACCCUGAAAUUAUAAAAAAUACUCCAAAAUGUUAUAUAGAUUUGAUGAAAAAGUGCUGGGGUUCAGAUCCUUCCAAAAGACCAAAUAUAGUAAUUAUUGAAAAUACUAUAUCUGAAUGGCUUAGAAGUAUUAAUGAAUAUUAUAUAUAUAAUGGUGAGAUGAACAAAGAUAUGUCGUUCCUAAUAUUGAUAAUCAAUUAAAAAAUGAUAUGUAUGAAUUU